Messenger RNA from Didymosphaeria variabile, 453 nucleotides. RefSeq lists its product as uncharacterized. Bases 1 to 453 code for a protein of 150 amino acids. Lineage: Eukaryota; Fungi; Ascomycota; Dothideomycetes; Pleosporales; Didymosphaeriaceae. The transcript has 2 exons. The record is from RefSeq and is a predicted model, not a curated record.
AUGAAGAUGGGCGUCGAGGCCCCCGUCAAUCCGGAGCAGGAGGAGAAAGAGCAGGAAGACCAGAUGAUCGCCCUGUAUGGGAAGACCAACUGUCAUUGGGACCAGGCAGGAAGAGGAGGAGAUGUAGUGCGGAAAGGAGCGAAUGACCUGUGCGAGUCGCUUUCACGUCUGUCAUUGGGAGAUAGCGAUAUGUGGGAGUGGGACGGAUGGGGAUACUGGGAUGCGGAGGCUAGGAUUGCCAUGUUGGAGGAGACGGAGGAGGGCAUUGAGGUGGAAGGGUACUGCAAGUGGACGUUUGAGGGGGUGGAUAGUAUGUGGGUGGAGCAUGCUGACGAGUGUGUAGCGUUCUUGGAGGAGAUCAAGGUCGCGCUGAAUUCGAGCUUGGAGAGAAAGGUGGCGAGUUUGGAAGCGGAUCGGUGGAUGUUCGAGGGUGAGAGUAUCAGGAAGAUCUGA